AUGUCAAAUACGAUCGUUGUUAGUAAUAUUGGCCUCGACACUUUGGAAAGUACAGUUAGAUAUCACUUCUCGCUCUCAAAAAUAAAAGAGUUUGAACUUAAAAAAGACGGAAACGAUAGGCAAAUCGCGUUCAUCACAUUUGAAAACAAAAGAGACGUUGACACCGCUCUAGUUUAUGACGGAACAUUCAUGGAUACAUCAAAGAUCAACGUUAGACCACUAAACAGAGUAGGUGACAAUGAUGACACAUACUCGGAGAACGAUGAAAAGAGUCAACUCGAGGCUAAGUCCAAUAUCGACAUCUUGGCCGAAAUUCUAGCUGCCGGCUAUCAGUUGCAAGAAACCAUCAUCGAGAAAGGCAGUGGUAUUGAUGCAAAAUUAGGGGUCUCUGAACGUUUCAGCCAAUACCUGACUCAAUUGACGGCCAAACUCCAAGAACUUGACCGUAAAUAUAAGCUAACCGAGACGGUUGUCCACAAGGCUUCAGAAAUCGAUAACAAAUACUCCGUUAAAGAUACAGUGUUGAGUAAAGCCACCCAGGUGUUGGACACGGAGCCUGGCAAAUACGCCCAAGAACUAUACAACACCACCUACAACCAAAUCGGCGUUAUUCAAUGUCAAGCGCGAAAGAUCGCCAACGCCAAGAAGUCUGAAGGUAAUGGUGGCAUCGAAGCUCACUAA
Acaulospora colombiana is the source of this 681-nucleotide messenger RNA. NCBI's taxonomy places the organism in Eukaryota, Fungi, Glomeromycota, Glomeromycetes, Diversisporales, Acaulosporaceae. The record is from the annotation of a GenBank genome assembly.